Messenger RNA from Oncorhynchus mykiss (rainbow trout), 498 nucleotides. Its product is annotated as hemoglobin subunit beta-like. The record is from RefSeq and is a predicted model, not a curated record. Gene Ontology annotation, molecular function: heme binding; oxygen carrier activity; peroxidase activity. Gene Ontology annotation, biological process: hydrogen peroxide catabolic process; oxygen transport. Gene Ontology annotation, cellular component: hemoglobin complex; haptoglobin-hemoglobin complex; blood microparticle. NCBI's taxonomy places the organism in Eukaryota, Metazoa, Chordata, Actinopteri, Salmoniformes, Salmonidae.
GUCAAAGCAACCUCAUAGACAGCAACAUGGUUGGGUGGACAGACUUUGAGCGCGCCACAAUCCAAAGCAUCUUCUCAAAGAUGAACUACGAUGAUGUAGGCCCCGCGGCUCUUUCCAGAUGUCUGGUCGUGUACCCCUGGACCCAGAGGUAUUUUGGUAACUUCGGAAACCUGUACAACGCCGCUGCCAUCCAGGGAAAACCAAUGGUCGCCGCUCACGGAAAGACCGUCCUGCACGGACUGGACCGGGCUGUCAAGAACAUGGAUGACAUCAAGGCCACCUACGCAGAGCUGAGCGUGCUGCACUCCGAGAAACUGCGCGUGGAUCCCGACAACUUCCGGGUAAAGUGAAAUGUUCUACUUCACACAGGGUACUUGCCUAUCUAUUAAAAUAGUGUGGUAGAAUGCGUUUUCUUACAUGUCCAUUUGCUCCUUUCUUUUGCAGCUGCUGGCUGACUGCCUUACUAUUGUCGUUGCUGCGAGAAUGGGUGCUGCCUUC